Molecule: messenger RNA, 1366 nt
Organism: Hordeum vulgare subsp. vulgare (domesticated barley)
Lineage: Eukaryota; Viridiplantae; Streptophyta; Magnoliopsida; Poales; Poaceae
Product: putative B3 domain-containing protein Os03g0621600
Exons: 5
Coding region: 27-1091 (354 amino acids)
Molecular function (GO): DNA binding
Source: RefSeq, a predicted model, not a curated record
UUGUAGUUCCAUUCUGUGGUUGGGAGAUGAGCAAGCCAUGGAAGAAAAGCAAGGAUCUGGAUGAACAUCGCUACUGGAACCGCACAGAAGAGCAAGACAGGCAUUUCUUCAAGGUUAUGAUUGGCGACUUCCAUAAGAGAAUGAUCAUACCAGAUAGGUUUGUCCAGCAUUUCAGGGGGCAAACAGGAGGAACCAUUAAGCUAGAAUCACGCCAUGGUUACACUUUUGAUGUUGAGAUUACCAAGAAUUUGGGGAAACUAGUUCUUGAAUCGGGAUGGAAGGCGUUUGCUCGUGCUCAUAACUUGAGAACGGGGGACUUUCUUGUGUUCAAGUAUGAUGGCCACUCUCAAUUGAAGGUUUUGAUCUUUGGCCCGAGCGGUUGCGAGAAAAUUGAGGCGUGCAAUCUCAUGAAAAAUGCUGCUCCUGGUAAAGAAUGGUGGGGAAACACUGCUGACAUUGUAAACACAAACACUUGUUCCAAUCUUCCCAUGAAAUUUCCAAAAAGUGGAAGACAAAUUAGGCCAAGCAAGGAUAGCUCAAGGCAGGGGAAUGACACCAUCAAUAUCAGCUCGUCAAGCUCUCCAUCAGAUUCAGCAGGAGGUAUUUCAUCUUUAGAAGAUGAUCAUUCCCUGCCAGGUUGUAUCCUCGCAAAUGGCACCCUCUUGGAUCUAAAUCAGGUGCAGAAGAAGCAACUUAAAGAAAAAAUCCGAGCUAUUAAUUCCAAAAUUCCCCUUUAUGGGUGUGUCAUAAGGAAGAGCAGUAUUUACGGCAGAACCCGUAUGCUUGAGAUAUCAAAAAAAUAUGCUCAAGUAUACCUUCCAUUUGAGGAACAAAUGCUGACCCUUCAGCGCCAUGGCAAGAAGUGGGAAGUGCGCUGUCGAGUUAAGAAAACCAAAACCAAAAGGUUUUUGAGAGGGUGGAAGCGUUUUGCGUGUGGCAACAAUUUGAAGCUGGGAGAUGUCUGCCUCUUUGAGCUACUGAGAAACAAAAGGAAGUAUGCGAUGAACGUCUAUAUCGUUCGCAAAUCCCAGUACAAGAGGAAAUGCGCGUCUGAAGAAAAGCUGGCCACAAGAUUCAAGAAACAGAAGUAGCAAAAGGAGUUUUGGGUAAGGCCAGAAGAGUGAAGCCCUGACAAUAUACUGAAGCAAAGAGCUCAGAGUUCAUAAUAAAGCUCAAGUCCAGUUAGUUUCAGCUGCCUUUUGAUAUUUAAUCUUAAGACCUUAUGUUUACCUUACGUUUAAGUGGAUGAACUUUAAUGUCAGACAGGACAAUAUAAUGCUAGAGGUUAUUGUGUGGAUGUACUUUCGGUUAUGUCAGGACAGAGUUACAUUAUGGUUAGUUGCUCAGUUUUGCUGUUGGUUGCAGU